GCCCCGUUGCCAUGCCUAGCCAUAACUCUAAUGAUUGGACCCUGAUCCAUGCUCUCCCAUCAUAUUUGAGGAGCCAUCUCCACGUGAAUCAAAACCAUAGUUAAGAAUGCAUAUAGAGUAUAUUUUCUUUGUUUAGUUGUCGGCAAAAUGCUUAUUUAUGUUUGUUGCCAUAAAUCCACACUCAGUCAUUUCCGUUCUCCAUUCUUUCUUUUCUCAACAAGACUCCUUUUUUUUAACUGAAUGGCAGCGCAAGUUUCCGACCACCUAGAACCGUGGCACACGCUCGCCGGAAAAGUCGUGAUGGUCACCGGCGCAUCCUCCGGCCUCGGCUGCGACUUCUGUCUCGACCUUGCCCGCGCCGGCUGCAAGCUCAUCGCGGCGGCCCGCCGGGUCGACCGCCUGGAAUCCCUCUGCCGCGAAAUUAACGGGAUGGUUCAGGCGGCCGACGACGGUGACCGGAGCCGCCGCGCCGUCGCCGUGGAACUGGACGUCGCCGAGGAUGGCCACGUCAUUGACAAGUGCGUGCAGAAGGCGUGGGACGCGUUUGGACACAUUGAUGCGCUGAUCAACAACGCUGGUAUCCGAGGAAGUGUCAAAACAAGUUUGGAAUUGUCUGAGGAGGAAUGGAACCAUACGUUCAGAACAAACCUAACAGGGACCUGGUUGGUUUCAAAAUAUGUAUCCAAACGCAUGCGUGAUGCACAGAGGAAAGGAUCAAUCAUCAAUAUUUCUUCCGUUGUUGGUUUGAAACGUGGUCAAUUGCCAGGAGGUGUUGCAUAUUCAUCAUCCAAAGCAGGCCUCAAUAUGCUCACAAAGGUCAUGGCACUGGAAUUGGGGGUACACAAAAUUAGAGUGAAUUCCAUAUCACCGGGAAUUUUCAAAUCUGAAAUCACUGAAAAGUUAAUGCAAAAACCUUGGUUGAAUAAUGUGACAAUGAAAACAGUACCUUUGAGAACAUUGGGCACUUCUGAUCCAGCAUUAACAUCACUAGCUCGUUAUUUAAUUCAUGAUUCUUCUGCAUAUGUGUCUGGCAACAUAUUUAUUGUAGAUGCUGGAGCCACUUUACCUGGUGUGCCCAUUUAUUCAUCCCUAUAAACAAAUUAAGGAUAAGUUCAGCACUAGCCAAAGUCAGAUGUUUGGAUUAAAUUUA
Messenger RNA from Cajanus cajan (pigeon pea), 1150 nucleotides. RefSeq lists its product as uncharacterized. Lineage: Eukaryota; Viridiplantae; Streptophyta; Magnoliopsida; Fabales; Fabaceae. Gene Ontology annotation, molecular function: oxidoreductase activity. The record is from RefSeq and is a predicted model, not a curated record.